Molecule: messenger RNA, 513 nt
Organism: Nematocida major
Lineage: Eukaryota; Fungi; Microsporidia
Exons: 1
Coding region: 1-513 (170 amino acids)
Source: RefSeq, a predicted model, not a curated record
AUGCACUACUAUACAGACUCUCCUGAAUUAUACAGAAUCGAUACAAACAAUGGGAACUCAUCAGCUGCCGAAAAUUCACACAUCUGCGAGAACACCAAUAGAAGAUUUGAUGUAAUUGAAAACACCCUGUACCACCUUAAUCAAAGGCUCCGAAAGAUGGAAAAACCCUCUUGCUUGGCCAGAUUGUGGAACUCAAGAUGGUGCAAAAUCUUUGUAAUAGCGAUGUGUAUUGCGAAUUUUAUACUUUUAAGCCUUGUUGUAGCUAGCAUAUACAAAAAAGUGGGCAUUUUUGAAAUUCUAGGCAUAAACACGAUAGAAGGCGAAAAACUAAACAGUACAGCCAUUCCAUCCACAAGUGAGUGGAAUAUGGAUGCGACAACUACCGAUGCUUCAUUCAUGGAUGCGGCAACUACCGAUGUUUCAUUCAUGGAUGCGGCAACUGCGGAUGCUUCAUUUGAGAAUGCGGCAAAUUCAGGUUUUCCCAGAACCUUGGAUGAUCUUGAACAGUCUUAG